UAGCGCGUAUACACCGUUACUACUGUGCACGCUAGAACAGGAGAAUACACCCUACGGCACGUGCACCAUAGCAAAAACUCGAAGAAGACGAGACAGUGAGAAAUGUGAUGAACGAAGAACAAUUGCAACAAUCGGAAGAAGAAGAAAAUCGCAACCUGAGAGAAUAAGCUACUAAUCUAAUGGAUUCUACCGAAUCACAAACGGAUCCGGUUUCUCUCGAAAACCGACCCGGAAUCUUCAUCAUCGGAUCCUCCACCGUCGGAAAACGCACUCUUCUAUCCCGAUUACUCUCUGUUGAUUCUGAAGAUGCUUUUGAUUCAGCUUCUGAAGUAAAUAUCCAUGGGUGGACUAUUAAUACUAAGUACUAUACUGCUGAUGUUGCUGUUUGGAUGGCACAUCUUCAUGAUGGUUUUUCUGUUGAGAAUCUACCCGCGUUUCAAAGAAUGACGGCUUUGGUGAUGGUCUUUGACAUGAAUGAUUUAUCUUCCUUAACUGCACUUCAAGGCUGGGUAUCACACACCGAUAUCCAAAAUUUUGAGAUACUACUAUGUAUUGGAAAUAAAGUGGACCUUGUUCCAGAUCAUCCAGUUCAUGUUGAAUACAGAAGACGGUUGCUGAAACUUGAAGAUUCUGCUGUGGAUCUCUAUUCUGAAUUCUCUGAGUUUGGAAUAUCCGAAACUGAAGGAACUAGUUUGUUGGGGGGUGAAGAACCAUCCUGGGACAUCAGAAAGUCGUGUUUGGAAUGGUGUGCUGAGCACAAUAUUGAGUUUAUUGAGGCUUGUGCUUCCAAUGCCGAUUUUGAUAAAUGCUUGUCUGUUGACGGUGAUUUACAAGGAGUUGAACGCAUCUAUGGUGCACUUUCCGCCCAUAUGUGGCCUGGGAUGGUAUUGAAAUCCGGUGAAAGGAUAAGCCAACCUUCAUUUCCUGAGAUGGAAGAGAUAUCUUCGGAAGAAUCUGACUAUGAGCAAGAUUAUGAAGUUUUAUCAGCUGGUUCAGCGGAUUGGGACGAAACUGAACAAGGAUGGAUUUCUGCAACUUCCUUAGAUGCAGGGGGGUCAUCAGCUCCACAAAACAAUCCCAACACAUCUUGUGAACAUGAUGAUGGAAGUAAAUCCGAUAAAGAGCUCCAGCGCACAACCUCAAGCGCUGCAUUUCAGGAUGAGGGUGACACGGCUGUGGUGCACAGUAUCGUAGAUUCUGAAGGAGAUGGGAAGUUAGAUGACAGUGACUGUCUCGAGAUAGAGGAUUUGGAACAGUUGAUGUCUGAGAUUGGGAAUAUGCGCUCAGGCGUAAGAUUGAUGCCUGAUUUUCAAAGAAGGGAAAUGGCCGCAAAGCUAGCUAUGAAAAUGGCUUCCUUAUUUGGAGGAGAUAGUGAUGACGGGGAAAUUUAGUUGGUAUUGUUAAUUCUACGUAUGUGAUUCAGUUAUAAUUAUUAGGUUACAUCGACAAAUGUAUUCUCAGUGAUUUUACACGAGUCAUCAUGUCGAGGCGAUUAGCAACCUCUGUUGUCCAAGGAUGAUGCUGAACAUGAUCGAAGCUCAGUUAGUCCUGUUCUGUCAUACACUGUUCAAUAGUCCUAUUUUGUGAGCAGAACUUUUUGUUUAAAAUUAAAAAUCUAAUAUGUUUAGGCAGGUUUCAUGAUACUAAACUUGGUGGUAAUGGUGUGUAAAAAUUUGGUAAGCAUGAUGUCGGUACAUGUGGCAAUUUGUUAGUGUUGAAAAUGAUAGAAAAGUGUACUUAAAGUCAAAGUGUUUUAA
Messenger RNA from Trifolium pratense (red clover), 1757 nucleotides. RefSeq lists its product as uncharacterized. Lineage: Eukaryota; Viridiplantae; Streptophyta; Magnoliopsida; Fabales; Fabaceae. The coding region runs from base 180 to 1391 and encodes 403 amino acids. The record is from RefSeq and is a predicted model, not a curated record. Gene Ontology annotation, molecular function: GTP binding; GTPase activity. The transcript is spliced from 6 exons.